CGAUUCUCGUAGCUCUGCAUCACACGCGCCUACAAACUCUUUUUUCUUCUUUAUUUUUUGAUCCCAACUCCCACUACCAAACCACCGCAUAUCUCAGAAUCCCCCAUAGCCCGUCUCAAUGGACUACCAAAACCGCGCAGGCUCCAAAUUCGGCGGCGGCGGUGUCGCCUCGCACUCCGCCACCAACGCCGACCGCCGCGAACGCCUCCGCAAGCUCGCCCUCGAGACAAUCGACCUCGACAAGGACCCCUACUUCUUCAAGAACCACGUCGGCUCCUUCGAGUGUCGCCUCUGCCUGACCGUCCACCAAAACGACGGCUCCUACCUCGCCCACACCCAGGGGAAGAAACACCAGACCAACCUCGCCCGCCGCGCCGCCCGCGAGCAGAAGGAGGGCAAGCAGAACAUCGACCCUGCCACGGGGCUGCCCGCCAGCGUCGCCGCCGGCCUCAACGCGCGUCGUAAUAUUGUCAAGAUUGGCCGCCCGGGUUACAAGAUUACAAAGAUUCGUGACCCUGUGACGCGACAGCAGGGUUUGCUCUUUCAGCUGCAGUAUCCCGAUGCUACGCCUGAGCUGGCGCCCAAGUGGCAGGUCAUGAACGCUUUUACGCAGCGCGCCGAAGAGCCCGACAAAAAUUUUCAGUAUUUGGUUGUUGCCGCCGAGCCGUACGAGAGUGUGGGGUUCAAGAUUCCUGCGCGAGAGCUGGAUAAGCGAGAGGAUAAGCAGUUUUGCUUCUGGGACCCGGACUCAAAGGAGUAUUGGAUUCAAGUCAUGUUCAUGACGGAGCGUGAGGAGCGCUUCAAUGCUGCUCCUGGUUUGACGGCCAGGAGAUGAAUUGCUUGACAAGGGAGGAGGGACAGAAGAUAAUCAUCAUCGGGCUUCGUAGAGAUGUUGUCUGAUGAUCGCCAGAGCGACGGCUUUUGAUACCCAAGAAGGACGGAAAGACCUUUGUACAGCCCCGUCCUUGGUGGCGCUCACAGCGCGAACGCGGUGGGAUACUUAGCACACAACGAGAUUACAACUC
This is a messenger RNA of Trichoderma harzianum CBS 226.95, 1025 nucleotides long. RefSeq lists its product as hypothetical. Gene Ontology annotation, biological process: spliceosomal complex assembly. The transcript has a single exon. The record is from RefSeq and is a predicted model, not a curated record. Bases 119 to 835 code for a protein of 238 amino acids. Gene Ontology annotation, molecular function: nucleic acid binding; zinc ion binding. NCBI's taxonomy places the organism in Eukaryota, Fungi, Ascomycota, Sordariomycetes, Hypocreales, Hypocreaceae. Gene Ontology annotation, cellular component: U2 snRNP; U2-type prespliceosome; nucleus.